Ogataea angusta is the source of this 3612-nucleotide messenger RNA. RefSeq lists its product as uncharacterized. The record is from RefSeq and is a predicted model, not a curated record. Gene Ontology annotation, cellular component: U2 snRNP; nucleus. The coding region runs from base 1 to 3612 and encodes 1203 amino acids. NCBI's taxonomy places the organism in Eukaryota, Fungi, Ascomycota, Pichiomycetes, Pichiales, Pichiaceae. The transcript has a single exon. Gene Ontology annotation, molecular function: protein binding; U2 snRNA binding. Gene Ontology annotation, biological process: mRNA splicing, via spliceosome.
AUGUCUCUCAAUCCAGACUUGUUUCUGUACAAUCUGACUAUCAGGCCUUCAGUGACGGCUGUGAAGUGUUGUAUAGGCAAUUUCAUCGGCAAUAGAAGACAACAAGAGGUUGUGAGGGCCACAGCCACGACUCUUGAGCUAUGGAAACUGAAUAGAAAUAAUGGUGACUUCUACAAAGUGGUGGCCCAGAACACCUUCAGCCACAUUAGAUCGGUUGAGGCGUUGAAGAGUAGUGGGUCAGAAAAAGAUCUGCUGAUUGUCACCUCGGAUAGUGGGAAUUUGACCGUAUUAGAGAUGAAUACUGAGAAAGGACGAUUCGAGAGCGUAUCCAACGAACCGUACUUCAAGACCGGAUUGCGAAGAAUCUCUCCCGGAGAAUACAUUGCUGUGGACGGGCGCGGCAGAGCCGCCAUGAUCAGCGCCAUCGAGAAGAACAAAUUCGUCUACAAGUUCACCUCAGAUCACAGAAAUAGACUCCAGGUCUCGUCUCCGUUGGAAGCGAACAAGUCCAAGGUGUUGACAUUUGGCGUUUGCGGAAUGGACGUUGGGUUUGAGAAUCCGCAGUUUGCGGCCUUGGAGUGCGAUUAUUCGGAUUAUGAGGAGAAGCUCGAUAAAAAGAUGCAUAAGACUUUAUGCUAUUACGAGCUCGACAUUGGGCUCAAUCACGUGGUGAAGAAGUACAGCGAGGAGGUCAGCUUUUCCUCUAACUUUCUGCUUCCUCUUCCAGGAGGCACUAGGGGUCCUUCAGGGGUUUUGCUGUGCUCGGAAGGAAUAAUUCAGUAUAAGUGUCUGUCCAAAAUGACGCACACUAUUCCUAUUCCGAGACGAUCACGGGACCAGAAACGUUCGCGGAUCGUCUGUGGAGUUGUGCAUACGCUGAAGAACAGCUUUUUUGCGCUCUUGCAGAGCGAGCUCGGCGACCUGUUCAAAAUCACUCUUGACUACGUUGUGCAGGACAGUGACGAGUCUCGGGGCGAGGCCGGCAUGGUGAACUCGGUAGAAAUACAGUAUUUCGACACCAUGCCCGUGUGCACGUCGCUGCUGAUUUUUAGGGCUGGAUUCCUCUACGCUAACUGCGAGUCUGGCGACCAGUAUCUCUACCAGUUCGACAAGCUGGGAGACGAAAACCAGAGGAAAUUCAGCUCCCAGGACUAUCCAGACGACAUUGCUGUUCUAGACGACGAGACAACUCUGUUUGAGCCACGGCCGUUCGAUAAUCUGAAUCUGGUGAACAUAGUGGAGAACAUCAACCCGCUGAUAGAUGCAAAAUUAUACAAUUCCAACGAGACCACCAGUUUGCCCGUGAUAUACUCUCUCUGCGGCACGGGGCCCCGUUCCGCGCUCAAGGUGCUCAACCACGAGCUGCCGUAUAGCGAGGUCGUCACGCAAGAGCUGCCGUCGGUGGUGCAAAGGGUGUUUGCUUCGAAACUCAACAGAGACGACGAGUACGACAAAUACAUUGUUCUCUCGUUCGUGGAUGGAACAUUGGUCCUGCGUAUUGGCGAGGAUGUCGAGGAAGUGGAAAAUAGCGGUCUGGUGCUCGAUACAAACACGCUGGGCGUUUUCCAGGUUGGCAGCACCUCGCUGGUCCAGGUGCAUCCAAACGGCGUGAGACAGGUGUUCUACGUGGACGAGACGCCUCAGAAAACCAUCGACUGGGCUCCUCCUGCCGGGAUCCGUGUCCUUCACUGCUCUGCAACCAAUUCGCAGCUUGCCAUCGCGCUGUCGAACCGCGAGAUCGUGUACUUCGAGCUGGACGAUCUGGAUAAAUUAAUAGAGUACAACGAGCACAAAGAGCUCGCUGCCCAGAUCACGGCGCUCACUCUGGGAGAGGUGCAGGCGGGUGCCGCCAGGUUCCCGUAUCUGCUGGUUGCCUGUCAGGAUAAAACACUGACGGUUUUUUCUACGGACCCAGAGUCCACCCUCGAAAUUAUUGGCGAAGAAAUAUUGAGCUCGGCAGCUUCUUCUCUAAUGGCGUUUUACAUGAAAGACACCGCUAUUGUGCUCAACACAGAUGCUGGCGACGACGACGACGACGAGCCCGAGCUGGCCACCUCGCUUCUCUACGUACACAUCGGCAUGGAGAGCGGUGUGUAUGCCCGGUUGCAGAUGGACUCGCAAACGGGCGAGCUGUCGAAUCCGCGAAACAAAUACACGGGUCCGCGCGCAGUGCACCUGUCCAGGCUUGAGGCCGUAGGCCAGAACGCAGUCUGCAUCUUCUCGGCCCGUAGUUAUUUGGGGUAUACUCGUCCUUCCGAGUUCAAAAUCACUCCGUUGAUGAAGCCAGUGUUCCAGCACGCGUGCUCGUUCCGAAGCGAGGACAUUCCAGAAAAUGGAGUGCUGGCUAUCUAUGGCAACAGUCUGAUGAUCAUGACCAUCGACCAGCUGGAGAACGACACCAUUAUCGAAAACAUCGCGCUCAGAAACACUCCUAAAUACAUGUGCGACUGCACGGACAAGAACGGGAUGAUGUAUGUUCUGGAGGGCGACGUUGACACGAAGCGCGACAUUGACGCGGAGCGCAUUGAGGAGUAUCAGCAGUUUGGCUACCCCAAAGCGCCCGGCGAGUGGGCCAGCUGUAUUCAGGCGGUCGUGGUGGCAGAAAAGUCUGUGUUGCAGACGAUCGAUCUGGGCGACGAGACUGCGUUCAGAGCGUGCUGGGUGAACUUUGAGAGCCGUCCAGGGGAGCCAUUUUUGGCGGUUUCAGCAGCCAAGAACCAGCAGCUGAGCCCGCCUCGCAACGACGGAACGUACAUCCAUCUCUAUCGCAUCUCCUCAAAUGGCACUCUGGAGCUGUUCCAGACGACGAAGACAGAACAUCUCUCGCUGGCUCUUGUUGCGUUCCAAGGGAAGCUGCUUGUUGGCACCAAGAAUGAGCUGAUUCUCUACGACAUCGGCCAGAAACAGCUGGUCAAACGGUCCAGCACCAGACUCGACUGUUUUGAAAUCAUCGACCUGAAAACACAGGGAUUCCGGGUCAUAGUCAGCGACGUGCGCGACAGCGUUCGGUACACCGUCUACAAGCCGCUGGAAAACUCCUUUGUCGACUUCAUCGACGACACCAUGCAGCGGCACGUGACCCGCGCCUUGCUACUCGACUACGACACGGUCGUUGUUGGCGACAAGUUCGGCAACAUUUCGAUUCUGCGGUGUCCCGAGCAGAUCUCGGAGAUGAGCGACGAGGACAACCACGGCUUUUUGGUGAAGAUGCGCAGGACAAAGCUCGACAAUCCUGUGAACUACUACGUUGGAGACAUGCCGACGUUUUUCCAGAAAGGCUCGCUCACCAUUGGAGGCGCCGAGUCCAUCGUUUACGGCUGUCUGCAGGGACAGAUGGGGUGUCUGUAUCCGAUGAAGAGCCUGUCCGAAAUCAAUUUCUUCAAAGAGUUGCAGAAGCUGAUCAUACACGAGUUCACGUCUUUGACAGACCGCGAGUAUCUGAAAUUCAAAGGCUACUACAACCCGCCGAAAAACAGCAUCGACGGAGACCUGGUCGAGGAAUAUUAUCGCCUCGGGCCCGACAAACGGAUCCGCAUAGCAACCAAGAUGGACAGGCUGCCGCGGGACAUCGAUCGCCGCAUAAGCGACAUGCGAUCGCGGAUCGUGUACUGA